ACCCUGUAAGGGAAUUUUCUGUGCCUUGUAGGAGUUACAUGAUACCAGAUAUAAGAAAUAUAACAGUGUUUGUGUGGCGUAGUUGUGUCCAGACAACUACGAAUAUGAAGUGCUGAUACCAGAGAUUUUGAGUAAAUUGGACCUUCUUGUACCACCGACAAAUUAAUUAACAUUUCUGUUUCUGGUUAAUAAAAAGCUUGCUGGAAAAAAAUCAUGGAUCUGUGGACUUUGUUGGUGGUGUCGGCAGCAACCUUCUGUUUAGGACACUGUAACUGGCCACCAGACUGUGAGGUGACACAGAUGUCUGAAGAGUGGACAGAGAGACCUCUCCCCUCCGUAUUUUUGCUAAGAUUAUUCCCUGACUCUUCAGACUGGGAACUGAACAUCACUCUCUCUGGAAUGUCUCAAAACUGUAUACUUUCCGAGAAGUGUGUCGAUAAUCAUCACAAUGUUACUGUAACGUGUAAUGGAACAACACAUGCAGUUCAGAACUUUAAAGUUGGUAUCAGUAUGUGGAGAGAAAUUCAAAUUAUUACUACUAUUGAUUCUUCUGCCAUAAUUUGGAUUGUUUUGUCUGAUUCUAAGAACCACGUAAUCUCAGGGAUUAACCAAGGACUGAAACAACCUAUCUUUAUCAAAUUAUCUUUCCGCGGAGAUGCGGAUGUCGUUAUCAAUUGUCCUCAAACAUGGUGCCAUAAGGGUAAUAAAAGACUCGUUUCCAAAAAUCACCACAACAUUACUUCGUACUUUUUCCGAGGAGGACACAACUUCACCGGAGUCCAGGUUAACCUCAACACUCAUACUGAACACACUCAAACCAACCCUCGAGCUGUCACUUUCCCAACAACUCAUGUUGAUAAUUUAAUACUGGAUUCAUCACACUUCAAUCCGUCGCUGUGGAACCAAGUGUAUGUCGUCUGGAUAUACCCAUAUCUAAUGGUUUGGGUGAAUGGCUUAGCGAGUAACCACACAAUAUUUCGCUUAAAGAACAUCAAUGUUGAAAGCGUCCAAGUAUUGGGUGAAGGUGGGCUGCAGUGGUGUGAUCCAGAGCACGAAGCGGUGAACAGCGGUUGGCAGACAGUCGUAUGUUACAGCAGCUGCACCGCUGCUCUGCUCCUGCUGCUGCUACAUCUGGUCUACACCGGCUGCGUUGCCUACUGGAGGGGUGUGCUAGCUAACGCUCCUUCAAACACAGCAACCUCAGCCACUGAACAUAUUUACGAAGAAAUUGAGACCCUGGAGAUGACACAGCGAGGCCCGAGGCUCUAAAUACCACAAGGAAAACAUUUACUACACGAGGGACUCUAGUGUUGUUGAGGCAUCUGAUGAACUCUUCCAUGAUGAUAAUUUGAUAACCCAUUUUUGGGUUCCUUGAUCUCCAUGAAAAGCCUGAAUUAGAUAUGGUCUGUGUAUGUACUAAUUUAUCAGUUUUAUUAAAGAUGUAUAGAUACUACCGUAGUGAAUGCCACAUCUGAUUCCCUUAAAUUUUUCAAGCAAAUAUUUAACUGGAUUAUCAAUUUAUCCCACACUCUGCAGUACUUCAAUCAUGUGCAUUGGAGCAUAGGGGACUGGGGCUAUGGAAUACGGGGAUACCUUUCCCGGAAUGCGCAUUGACCAAAAUAUAAGUACAUCUAGUAUCAUUUAUAUUUAAACUUCAUUAGUAAGUAGAAUGUACUUAAAUUCUACUUCUGUGCUGGCAGAAAAGGUAUUAUCUGUUACCCUGUUGUCUCUAUUUUAUGGUAGUUUGAAAAUUCUGGUGCAUGCUGGAUAAUGUCAGGUGCGACGUCACUACCAGUAGGCAGUCACCUGAAUAUCUCUCUACUGUCAGCUUCGACAGAGGUGGGAUACUCCCCCCAUGGAAGCCACAGAUGAAGCAGCACCUGCACUCUCCUUUUUUUCUUUUCACAUCUCGUAUUAUGUGAUGUAGACACAUUUUAAGUAAAGUAUGUUUGUUGAGCUGAAACAUACAUCGUGUACUCCGCGAAACUAUGUUCCCACAAUUUUAUAUAAAAUUAAUAACAUUUGACAUUUUCUGAUUGUGUUUCGUGAGACAUUUGUGCUUAUUAAAGUCCAGGGUUGACAUCAUCAUCCAUUUCAGAGUGAUAUCUGCUCACUGUCGUAGUCGAGAUUUGGAAGUUGAACAGAUUCAGUAAUUUUGGAUUUUUGGGACUUUGUGGGGUACAAGCUGUUGUUCCGAUGUUAAUUCGUAUUUGUUUCUCUAUAUCAUAGUCCAGUGCUGCAGUUUUCUUUCAGCCACUGCUGUGUACUACUAAUUGCUGUUUGGAAGUCUGGUAGGUUGUUAAAGCAAGCUGCGCAUUAUCCUAAUUUCAUUCUACUCCCGUUUGAUAUUCCAGUCUUCACGGGCAGUAUACAUAUUAAUGCAACCAAGAGCAAGUGGUUUUUAAGCAAUAACAAUCUGGGGCAAGUCGGGGAUCGAACCCGUAUAAUUUUGGACCGCCUCAUGGGAAGCAAGUAAAAAAUCACGACGCUCUAACCACUGGGCCAUCAAUCCUACAAACCUCAUGGACCCAGUAGAACUGGCCAUGUUUCGUGAUGCGAAGACAUACGUGGCUGAGGUAAACUCAGAAAUAAUUUCAUUCACUUCCUGUUUGGAAUACCACGAGCAGUAUACAUAUUAAUACAACCACAAAUAAGCGGUUUUUAAGCAGUAAAAAACUGCAACUAGCCGGGGGUACGUGGCUAUGGUUGCAUUAAUAUGUAUACUGCCCGUGAA
Molecule: messenger RNA, 2734 nt
Organism: Cherax quadricarinatus
Lineage: Eukaryota; Metazoa; Arthropoda; Malacostraca; Decapoda; Parastacidae
Source: RefSeq, a predicted model, not a curated record